AUGGCCAACUACCCGCGUCACUGGAACGUGCACCACGACUUGCCAGUUGGUGUAGGCUUCGAUCCUCGGCUGGGUCUGCCAUACUACAUGUCGCGCUACCCAGUGAGCAUCAGCUACGAGCCUACAGAGAUCCUGCACGAGAACCUUUCACACAUCCACCUGCCACCAGGCAUGGGCUUCGUACCUGGCAUUGCUGGCCCACCGCCGGGUCCCAUCAGCUUUGAUGAGGACGGCUUUAUGUAUCUCUAUGAUCUGCCUAGCUUUCCUGCUAGUCAUACGGCUCGAGCUUGGCGCCAGCGUGAGCGCUACCGUCGUCGUCAGCAGCGCGAGGCAGCCAGAAAGGACGAUGCCGCCUCGCAGACCGACUCCGAGUCAAACACAGAUUCCGAUGCCACAGUCGUCCCGGGCAACAACCUUGCGAACUGGCCCUACGGCUGGUCGUGGGGUAGCUGGCAACAUGUUCCCUUCCAGCAACUCCAGGAGGUUACGGCGUUCAUCGAUAGCCCCGACCGUGAGUCCUUCGGCGAUGUUUUCAACAAGGCACUUUGGGAUGGUCCACGUUUCCCUGGCGACGACCUCAUGACCUGUGUACGUGAACUGUAUGCAGCUUGGGAGAGGCACCAGUCGGCAACGAAGGCUGCUGAGCAGAAGAGGGCAAGGACUGGUGAGGCAGGACCAUCUGCUACCCACAACGAGACUUCCUCAGCUGAGACGAGCCCAUCCGUGGCAAGCGUCACAAGCGCUGAGAGCGAAGCUGGGACUGAGGUUAAGAGCAAUGAUGGCUUGUCGACACCGGAGUAG
Molecule: messenger RNA, 801 nt
Organism: Fulvia fulva
Lineage: Eukaryota; Fungi; Ascomycota; Dothideomycetes; Mycosphaerellales; Mycosphaerellaceae
Exons: 1
Coding region: 1-801 (266 amino acids)
Source: RefSeq, a predicted model, not a curated record